AUGAUGCUGCGUACCAUUUUGCACAAGGACGCUGUAGGUGUGUUCGACGCUGAAUGUCUGGAGCUGAGUCCAGCGAAGGCCAGGGACCUCCAGUCCACUUCGACGCUGGAGCAGUUCAUGACGAAGCUGUGUCUGCAUCACCAGAGGCAGAUUGUCGACGCUCUGGGCUUCCUACAGACAGAGGUCAAGACUAUAUCCUCCUCCAGCACAUCACCAGCCUCUGCCUUCAAAACCUCUUGCUCAGUCAAGCACGGCGCCCUUCAGGGUCCUAGUCCUGAACCCUGCCUGGAGAAGGGGAGGACUGGCCAGAAACUUCCCAUGGCUUCCAAUCCCAAAGGACUGGUGGAGGGGGGAGAGGCAGUUGGUACCAGGAGUAGCAGGUUGGCAGCCCCAGAGCAGACCCCUGAGACUGAUGUGUCUAGAAAUGUAUCUGGGGCCGCUGGGCCAGCCUUAGAUUUCCGUAAAUCUGGCCCAGGGGAGUCUAAGGCUUUGGCAAACCUUCUCAGAAGCACAGAGGACAGUGAGAGUAAACCUCUUAGUGACCAUGCUCCUCUAAAGAUCAAAAUCCUGAAGUCCAGCAGCCUGGCUGAUGGUAAGAAGCUGUCCUGUGUGCUCACCACCUCUCUUCCUGCUCUCGCCGGUACUAUGGAUAAACAGCAGGGCAAUUCUGACUCUUCAAUCAGAGCAGAUAGUUACAGCGAUGGCCCCAGCUCCUCUGUGAAAAGGCACAAUGAUGUUAAUCAUCCAAUAAGACAAAGAGGCUCCUUUGGACGUACCAGAGAUACGCUGGUCAAACAGAGUCCACCCCAAAAGACCCCCACCAUCAUACCCCCAGUUUCCCCCAGGACAGCAAGGAAGACCUUGAAGGGGUCUUCCUAUCAUCGGCCUAGGGACGCUUCUUCGCUGUGUCAGUUUGUAACCGACCCAGAUCUCGGCCACUGCGACAUUGUCUACAUUGACAAACCAAUCACAGACUGUUUCCAGAAAUGGCAGCACCGUCGGUUCCCGCGAAACAACGCCAGGAAAAGCACCAGAGGUCACAUGUACGUGGAGGAGAUGUGGGAGCUUAAGACUGUCCGUACAUUAGCCAGAAAGUCCGCCCGCAACUAUAGUGGCAACUCUCUCACUCCAAUGCCAGAUCUCAACACUCUGGUCACCCCUAAACAGCUGCUUGGCAAGCCUGAGAGUGUACCUCUUGUGGAUAUGCCCUUCAUUGGAGGUAUUUUAGAGACGGUCAGUCAGAGAACUCCCUCGGAGCAUUCAGCUGAAAGGGAGUUGGCUCGGGAUGUAGAGACUGCUGCAAAAUCAGCCAGUGAGGUGGAGCUAAUCGUUGAGACUAAUCAGACAGACCAGAGUCUAUGCAAAGAACAGACUGCCCCUCCAUCUCCUUCACAGUGUCCCCCAGUGGAGAACGAGCAGAGUGCAGGGACAGACUCAGAGCAGCCAAGGCUGAGUGUAGCACCAGAUAGUCUAGCUAGUACUGUGGUUGAGACCGCACAUCAGGAUUUAAACAGUGUAAUUAAUGACAUCGUUUUGAGUGAAAGCCCAGAGCAGGUGGUGAUGGGGAAAGAUGUGAACCCAUCACAUAAGACAUCAGAAGAAGCUGAGCUUGUCCAGGAUCAGCUGCAGACUGUGCCAGAGGGCCAGAACGUAAUCUCUGAUACCCAACAAAAGGAAUCUGAAUCCCCGAGCCCUUCCAUGGAGAGCGCUGGAAACAAGGAGGAGAAUGAGGUAGUGAAUGCAAGUGUAAUUGGUAAAGAACAGGCCGAGCCACUGGAACCUCAGAGUCCAGUUGACCAGAAACCAUCUGAGGGCUCUGGAGGAGAAGUUGGCACUGAGGUUCCCACAGAGAGUGAAAGGAUGGAGGUGCAGGAAACGGGCAAGGUUGAACCAGACUGGGCUCCAGGUGACGGCAACAAUGUGCCUGAAGAGAAAAGGACAGAUGCUGAUUCGUUCUCUAAAAAGGCAGAUGAGGCAGUUGUGAAACAAUCACCUCCAAGGUGUUCUGAAAAACAGGGUAUUCCAGCACGGGGGAUUCCUUCAAAGGUGAAGGAAACUGCAGUGAUUGAGACCGAGAAUAUGAUUAUAUGUGGAUAUGUGAAUGGUAGACCUAUAGCGCAGUCUGACAGAUGUUUGCGUGAACGGCCAGCUAAAAACACCCCAGAGUCUACUCCUACGAAGACUAAACGCCCCACUAAGACCUCUCUGAAACAAUCCGAGAAACCUUCUGAGAAGAUGCCAGAAAUUCCUCAAAUCUCAUGCACUCCAGCCGAACUGAUCAAAAUCCCUGUGUCCAAACAUCCCACAAAAACCUUUAAAGCAACUCAGAACCUGCCUGACACGAAGACCCCUGUGGAAGCGAGCCAGAUCACGUCUGACGCAAGGGCCCCUAUAACAGCAAGACUGAACAUUCCUGACACUCCUCCAGUCGCAGACACACCAAUCGACUCCACCAGGAACCCUGAGCCCAGACACCCGCUCAGAUCAGCCAGACUGCAACAGCGUGAAGCUGUUGCCUCGCCCCCCCUCCGUGUCGCCUCGCCCCCCUCCCUGUUGCCCUGUCCCCCUUCCUGUCGCCCCUGUCCCCCCUUCCUGUCCCUGUCUCCCUGUCGCCGCGCCCCCUCCAUGUCGCCCCGUCCCCCUCCCUGUCGCCCGCCCCCUCCCUGCCCCCCCCCGCCCCCUCCCUGUCGCCCCGCCCCCUCCCUGUCGCCCCGCCCCCCCCUCCCUGUCGCCCCGCCCCGCCUCCCUGUCGCCUCGCCCCCCUCCCUGUCGCCCCGCCCCGCCUCCCUGUCGCCUCGCCCCCCUCCCUGUCGCCUCGUCCCCCUCCCUGUCGCCUCGCUCCCCCUCCCUGUCGCCUCGCCUCUUCUACCUGUUGCCUCGCUUCUCCUCCCUGUAGCCUCCCCUCCCCUCCUAGUUGCCGUUACUUUCAUUGUCCCCCCAGAACCAUCUACCUCCCUCCCUCUCCCCUGCAUCAAGUUUAACCCUCCCCUCCCUGUUGCCUCUUCUCUUCUUCGUAUCGUCCCCAGUGCAGUCACCCAGAGCUCCGAAGAACUGAAGGUUGCAAGAGCUCAGCCAGCUCCAAAACCCAAACCCAGCAAGACACAGAACACUGCAGUGGAAACUAGGGUGCAAACUAGACCAAAGCUCAGGUCGUCAAUGGUGGUAGUAGCAAGGGAGGUCGAAGAGGUUGUGAGUCUUCAAGUUAGCAAUGAAGUUUCUGCUCUCACAGAGGGUACAAGCAUUAAAAAGAGUGAGGCGCAAGCACAUAGCAGUCCACUAAGACACAAAAUAAUUCUCCAAAAGGAAGGAGAACAAAGCAAAUUUACUCCAUCUGAGGGAGAACCAAGCAAAUUGACUUCCCUGAAGAAUUCAGAGGAACCAACUUUGCUGAAGAAGGCAGAGGCACCAACUUCAAUGGAUAGCAAAAUUAUAUCUGGAGAUUUCAGCAUGUCUCCAAUCAGCAGUGCUUUAGACAGACCUGGGCGAAUGCCAUUGAGGAGUGAGAGUAGUAAAACUGAAGUGGCCAGCCAGUCCAUUACCCCGACAAUUCCACCAACUGCGGUGGAGAACAGAAAGUCCGCUUUGAGAGUCCAGAGGUCACCCAUGUCCUCAACCAGUGUUCCAAUCACAGCUGAGAAAAGGAGUGGGGUGGCAUCUUCCAUGAGGCUGAAAUCCCCAGUGAGACUCUCAUCACCCAUUAAGGUUAAGGUCAAACCUGAGAGGAUAAUCAAGUCUCCACUAAGGGAUUCUCCUUUGCUGGUCAGUUCUCCUCUUCCCUCCAGCUUAGACACUCCUCUCCUCCUGCCCAAACUGGAGCCCCUAGUACAGUCUCGACACAAGUUCCUGGAAUUACUAGACAUAGAGGAAAACCAACAGAAAAUAUCUACUCUCAACACCAGGUUCGAUAAGAUGCAUAGAGGCUGGGUCCAGAUAGACAAAGAGGGACAACCAACGCCCAGACACAAGAACAAGGCAGACAGACAGGCAGCGAUAUGGAAGAGCAAGCGCCGGGUCCGCAAGCCCAAGUCUUCGGAGCACCAGAGGUACUCCCUUGUCCAGAUGCUUUUCAAGAAUGAUUUGGACCUAGCCAGUAUCUGCCGCUGGUACAUGGAGUCAACAGAAACCCAAUCAAUGGUCAUCGUAAAGAAGGUGAACACACGUCUUCUCUCUGAGACCCAGCUGCUCUUCCCCGGUAUGUCCCAAGGGCUGUCCAAAGGGGUCUUCCCUAGCCUGCAAGCCGAGCGCUUGAAGAAACACUUGAAGAAGUUUGCCAUCGCUUCCCCUGUGAAGAGCAACCCUAAGAGCCAUAAGCUGAUUGCUAAAGCCCUGGAGCAGGAGGUCAGUACAAGUACUCCCAAAGGGAAGGAGAAGAGAGAGCUGACCACGGCCACCCGGAUCUCCACCAAAGCCUACCUCUCCUCUGCAGAGUCACAGGCAACCGACGGCCAGAAGGCCUCAGCGAAGGCCAAGAACCCAGCCAGUGCUCGGAUCCUGCGGAAGUACUCCAAUAUACGUGAGAAGAUGCAAGGUCAACAAAGCUCCGAGAAGCCAAAAGGGGCCCCAAGAAAAGUGAUCAAAGCUUCCAAAGUCAAACCCUCUAAAGCCCCAAAGACAAAAUUGACAAAACCAACUAAAUUGAAACCGGCCACUGCCCAGAGGCAGAAAUUAUCUGUUUCUGGAGAUAAAAGUGUAAAGGAGCCAAGUGUAGUCAAAACAGUGAGAGCGCAGUCAUCUCCUAGUAGAAAGACUCCAGUAAAAGCUGCUGUCCAGGAGAGAUCAGUCAAGACUAGCAGCAGCAGUAGAACCGUAAGAGAUCUCAGUAGGAAAGAGAGUGCAUCACCACAGAGGUCUACCCAAAGAGCGAUGACCCCAAAAGCACAGAAAAACACCCCUGCUCCUUCCAUCACCCCUAAAACUGACUCAAACAAACAGCAGGUUGGAGCAGAGAAGGCAGAGGUGGAAAAGAGACACUCUGAAAGUAGAGUAUCUGAGACUAAAGGCCCUGAAAGUAAAGGUGUUGAGAGCAAAGGCUCUGAAAGUGAGGUUGAGUCUCAACAGAACAUGGAUGUCAAAACGCCAGGCUCUCCUGACCAGGUACUCACAAGGUCACAAAGGAAGAUGGAGGCCACUCCAUCCCCCUCAAUCUCUCAGAGUGCAAACUCUAAGCCUGCCACAAAGAGAUCAAAUGAACCAGCUAAGAAUAAGACUCUGAAGGCUGCCACAAAGAGAAGCCAGGAGAGCACACAGAAUCCAGCCAAGCGGAUCAGGAAGAAAUAGAUAGGAAUAGCUACAGUAGUGUGCAGAAAGAACGUAACAGCCAAGCUGGUUAUAAUAAGGGGGGGGGACUUGGCAAUGCCAACACUUUUGAUAAGCUUCAAAGGCUAAAUGCAAAUGGUGACUGGAAGAUAUUUAAAGUCUAGUGUGUUUGCUGUGUUUUCUGGGAGGGUACCUAUCAGACCAGUGUUGUUAUACAGAGGCAAAACUCAAUCUGGCUUCUGGUUUGGUAUUGUGUAAUUCUCUAACUGGGCUGUGGAGAUGAUUUUAUAAGGGUAUAUCUGCAUUGGAAACAUGUCAGACAUUGUAGAUUUGGGUUUGAUGCUAGGUUUAUUAGUUAUUCAGACUACAGCAUGCCAUGUCCUCCACCUUAUUGUUUGUCCUAGUGUUUUGUAAAGAUCACACAAGUCUCUAUUCCACGCUUUCUAUUUUUUUGUGAGGUUUAGUAAUAAUGGCAUGAGAACAUCAGUACCAUGUUGCUAAAAACAAAUAUCGAUUUUCUCUGACUGCAGCACAGCAUGGAAAGCCAAUCGUUCAAUUGAAAUUAGCCCAGGUUUCACUGAACAUCAUUCUUAGAUCUAUAGCCUAUAUUCAUCAAUGUCUCCAGCCCAUCUCGUGAUCAGAGUGGUGCGAAUGUGUGGGACUUUUUGUGACCAGGUGCCUUAUUCAUCAGAUGUAAAGUAAUGUGUUGCUAACAGGUGAAGCCUCAAUUCUCUGGCCAUUGCACAGACACAUACUGUAGGAGGAGAAAGGGAGUGUUCUAGAUAUGGAUUUGGUGCAGGUCUGCACACAUUGUGUCAUGUUGACUUGGUCCUUCAGAACUCUUCUCCAGGUUAUUGUAUAGAGCUGGUCAUUGGUGCUGACCUGCACAUCUUGUAUCUUCAUGCACAACUUCCCUCUAUGUGUUCAGUCCCACAUGUUCCCUACUCUCUGUCUUCCUGCUAUAAACCCACCCUGCUUCUCAUCAUGUACUGUUUGUUUUGAAUGUGUAAAGGAGCGUCAUGGUUGAUUAUUCUAAUGAGUUCUCUUUGACCUGUGUUUGUUUAGUUUUAGAUUCUGGGGUUAUUUCUGUUCCUGAGCAGUAGCCUUAUAACUGUUGUUACCGUAGCUGUGUUUAACUUUCAAAAACUGUCCGAGUUCUGUUUUGAAAUUUUCACAAAUGAUUUAUUUUUCUUUGCAAUACAUGUGAGAUGUAUUAACACCUGCUUCACUUGUAUCUCUGAUCCUGUCCCUUAUAUUCUCUGAUUCUGGUUAGUUUAAUGGUGACGUUUUCCCUCUGGUGUGAUCAUUACAUGCUGUUGCAUGUGCUUUAGCUACCUGUAGUGUUUACAUUUAAAUGCUCGUUUCUCCAGUCUUUCACCUGUGCAGCAACGGCCCACUCUUGAAGUGCAGUAUUCACCUCGACUAUUUCUUAUUAAACAUGUAUUUGUUUGUUCUUUCUGAAAACUAGCUUUUGUUGCGGAAACUUUUGACUAAGACUAUGCAUGUUACCUUUCCUCUCUGGGUCGUGUACUGAAUGAGCAUUAAUGACUGAAAGACAUGCCAUUGGUCAACUGUUUUGGAAGGGGGUCACUUUAAGGUCUGCUGUUUGAGAGCAGAUACCAGGGAAUGAUGCUACAGUACAUAGAUCCACAGGUUGUAUCUAAUGUUAGAUGCAUAUGUUUUGCCCAUACUUUGUGAGCUUGUAUGGUAGGGUGUGUUUACCUGUUAUUUGGACUAUAUUGCAGUAUACUGACCCCUGGUGACCAUAUAUGAAAAUUGUUGGAGAAAAAAAGUGUUUGUGAAUGAUCAGUCUGUACUAUAUCCCAAUGUUAUAGAAAUAACCUGUCUGGCAUGUUUUAUUUUUGUGUAUUUUAUUUCUCAGAUAGUUAUUUUAUUUCAGGAAUACGUUUUCUUGAUGCUUCCGUACUUCAGCAAUAGCCUGACCUCCGUUUGUCAAAAGAAAGAAGACAUUUUAGGACAGUUUUAUUUUUAUUAUGGUUAUUUCACUUUAAAAGUAAUAAUUUGUAAAUGCAAAAAGGUAUAAUUCAUGUUUUAUAUUGUUAUUUAAGAAACCCCUCUAGAUAAAUGCAUACAGUAGAUCUACAUGAAGCAGUCCACCAAAUAUCAAACUUGAACAUGUUUUAUUCUUUACUGUGGAUAUUUAUAGUUUGGGAUUCUGUAUAUUGGAAAAUAAAUAACUGAUGUAUUUGUGUUAAUCCCAAUAAUGAGACAUAUUUGAAGUUAGUGACUUUGUAUUCUUGCUGGAGUUGAUAUAAAGAUGUUUGAAUUGUA
Messenger RNA from Oncorhynchus nerka (sockeye salmon), 7548 nucleotides. RefSeq names its product nascent polypeptide-associated complex subunit alpha, muscle-specific form-like. Bases 1 to 5277 code for a protein of 1758 amino acids. The record is from RefSeq and is a predicted model, not a curated record. NCBI's taxonomy places the organism in Eukaryota, Metazoa, Chordata, Actinopteri, Salmoniformes, Salmonidae. The transcript is spliced from 3 exons.